UUCUUUGUUGGUGUUAAAUGUUUUGGUUCAGUGUCAGCGGAUCAUUUUUUACAGUGUGCGGUGGUGACUCAGUGUUUGAGUGGCUUCGUGUGUGAAUGUGUGCAGACAGUUGGUCACAGUAACUUUGUUCAUCAUGAAGAUUGCUCUGCUCCUCGCUCUGCUCACAGUCAGUGAAUGCAGCAGCAGUGCAGUUGUUGGUUGGAGAGGUCACAAUGUCACUUUCAGCUGUCGUUAUGACAUCAAGUACCAUGGACCAGAGUGGAUGUGUUGGAAUCGAGGAGAAAUACCAUCAAGAGGCUGCGACAACCCGCUGAUCUCCACAGACGGACGUACAGUUACAACCAGAGCUUCCAGCAGGUAUCAGUUACUGGGACGACUGGAUGAAGGUGAUGUUUCUAUGACCAUCCUGAACCUCACACAGACAGACUCUGGACGCUACGGAUGCAGAGUGCAGAUACCUGGGGCGUUCAAUGACAUCAAACAUCACUUCGAUCUGACCGUUGAGAGAGGUGAGAAACAGAGAGCUCCACUGACGACAUCAUCAACACCAUCAUCAUCAUCAUCAUCAUCAUCAACCAGAGAGACGUCUACAGAGCAAACUGACAAUGAUACAACAGGUCAGCUGACCUCCACAGAGACGAUGCUGACUUCCUCCAGCAGCAGCGGGCAGCUCGAGCAGGGCAGCAGUGUGACUGUGGUUCUGGUGUGCGUUCUGUUCGGGCUGAUCGCUCUGGUCACAGCAGGCGCAAUCAUCAUCAUCGCCAGAAGAUGGAAACAAAUCAACAAAAUCCGUCAGCAGCAGGUCCACAGGUCGGUCCAGUUCAGCUCCACCUCGUCCUCUCUGGAGCUCCACAGACGGUCGGCGGUGGAAAACAUCUACAACAUCGACACUGACAGAGGCGGCGAUGGAGGCGAGUACGAGUACUGCCCCUGAAGGCGUUCGAGGCUCCUGCAGACGGCCACCAGGAGGACUUUAUUAAGGGCCAGGACACUGCUGAGACAGUGGCCCCUGAGGCUUAUGGGUACUGUAGUAUUUGUAUAUAUAUAUAGUAGAAUAUAAUCUUUCUGUAAAACUCCUCCAGCCUGACUGACGUGUAUUUAUUGAAUUAAAGACUGAUUUACUUUUGAA
Dicentrarchus labrax (European seabass) is the source of this 1129-nucleotide messenger RNA. Its product is annotated as T-cell immunoglobulin and mucin domain-containing protein 4-like. The transcript is spliced from 7 exons. Lineage: Eukaryota; Metazoa; Chordata; Actinopteri; Moronidae. Bases 134 to 934 code for a protein of 266 amino acids. The record is from RefSeq and is a predicted model, not a curated record.